Molecule: messenger RNA, 954 nt
Organism: Macroventuria anomochaeta
Lineage: Eukaryota; Fungi; Ascomycota; Dothideomycetes; Pleosporales; Didymellaceae
Product: P-loop containing nucleoside triphosphate hydrolase protein
Exons: 3
Coding region: 1-954 (317 amino acids)
Molecular function (GO): ATP binding; ATP hydrolysis activity
Source: RefSeq, a predicted model, not a curated record
AUGGUCGAUCUGAAGACCUACAACUUGAUGCAUCCCCCCGAAGCUAAUACCUCUGCGCACGAAGAAUUCCCCAAUGAGGCGAUAAACGACGUCGCACCACCAGACGGGUCGUUCGUACUUUUUCUAACUCCGAGGAUCGAGGCCUUGGGCUUUCACAACAAAAAAUUGGUCGAAGUAUAUGUGAGAUACAUAAGUAGCAUACGUUGGAGUAAUGACACAUACAGGUACAAGUUAGUACUCGAUGAGGGAAAGAAAGAGUUGAUCAAGGCUCUCAUUAUAGGCCAUUUGGAGAGAAGCUCCAGCACAAAAUCUGAUUUCCUAGCAGGCAAAGGAGACGGUCUCCUUAUACUGCUUCAUGGAGGUCCAGGCACCGGGAAGAAAACUCUCACAGCAGAGAGUGUCGCUGAGCUUGCAGAGCGACCUCUGCACAGACUCACGUGUGGCGACAUCGGCACUGAUCCCGAGACGAUCGAGAAAUAUCUAAACGCGAGCGAUCGAAACUUGAUCUUCAACGCGACUCAAUCGUCUCUUGUGUUCCUCCGCACACUGGAAUACUACGACGGCAUUUUCAUCCUGACCUCCAAUCGCAUUGGCACGGUUGAUGAGGCAGUCAAAUCGCGCGUGCAGUUGACAAUCCAGUAUGCGACGCUGGUAGAUAAAAGUAGAUUGGAAACAUGGAAACCCUUCUUGACGUUACUCAAAGAAGGAGGUGAGGAUGUUGAUCACGACGGAAUACAAAAGAAGCUGAACUUCCUCAAACGGCAGGAACUGAAUGGUCGACAGAUCAGGAAUUCCCUAAAUGCCGCACGGCAAUUGGCGCAUUUCAAAAAAGGGAGCCUGGGGUUCAGACAUAUCGAAAAAGCUAUCCAAAACAUCCUGGAGUUCGAAACAUAUGUCACCAAUCUGCAGGAUGGGAAGCGGCUGGCAUUCGGCAUAGUAGAUCACAGGCCUUGA